AAUGUUUUUGGCAGCAAGCCUGCUCAGGAGAAGUUCAUGAUCUGUCUAAAGCAGAAGUGGGAGUCAUGCCCGGCGUUCAGGCUCUCAUGUGGCUCUGCUGCUGGGAGCUCGAAAGUUGCUGUCCUGAGGCACUUCAUUCUUUUUUUUCUUUCUUCCCUUAUUUUUCUAUUGGCGCUUCAUUCAGCCAGCCAGCCUCCAGUGUACUGUACAUCUGUCUGCCGGCUGUGCUCUCUGCUCCGCGAAAGUGCCGCCCUCCUGACAUCACAGAAAGUAUUAUCAAGCCUCUCCUGCCUCACUUGUGCGCUCUCUCUCACUCUUUCUGUUUGCCACAGGCGUUACCAGCUACCUGGAGCCCGGCUAGAACGUCGCUGUGCACAUGGAAGUUGAAGCACGAAUCGCUGGAGAAGUGGUCAGAGAGGACAUGCAGGCAUCUCGCAAGAUCGAGAGGUUCGACAUCCCACUGGACAGCCUGAAGAUGAUCUUUGAGAAGACGCCUGUCAAGUCAGCGGGGGGCAGCGAAGUUAAGGCCGAGAGAGCCACACAGUCAACAGCGUCAAAGAGGCAGCAGCAGCAGCAGCAGCCCACAGGCGACCCGCUCAACACUUCCAUGGACCAGAAAGGCAGCCAGGCAGCUGAAGAGAAGAUGAUCCCGAAAAGCGACCUGCACACCAGUGACGCUGCUGGCAGCACUGACAGAUCUGGAACUGGAAUUCCAGAGGACGCUGCUCACAGUAAUAGCAGUGUCCCAUUGGAUCACCAGGAGACCAUCUCGCUGAAGGAAAGGCUGGCCAUGUAUCAAGCAGCUGUCUCCAAGAAGGAGCCUGCAGGUGCCUCCUCCACGGCUGUGGAAGAGACGGAAGCCCGGUCUUUGCCUGGAGGGCUUGCCAGCGUGAAGAAACAAUUUGAGAGCCAAGAAAUUGCAUCUUCGCACAGCACAGUCACCCAGAUCCAUUACCAGCACAAAUCUGUACAGGAAGUGUCAAGAUCAAAGCAUGUUGUCACAAAAGGUAGCACAAGGACUGAGGAACAAGAUGUUUCAUCAUCAUGUGAGGCAUCGUCUGCUGAAAAGAUUUCAUUGGAGCAGUUUGACCAGGAGGCAGUCAUAGAGGCAGCAUACGAAAACCACUGUGAUGGAACAGCUAAGGUAAUCUUGGAUGAAGAGUUACCAAAGAUUUCCACUCAGGCACUGAAGCAGCAGUUUGAAAAGACGGCCCAUGAAAAAAUUUCAAAUGAGGGGACACCGAGCAAACAAAUCAAGAUUGAUCAUGAUUACAAUCAAAUUGUAUACGCUGCUGGUCUCGGCACUUCAAGAAUCUCAACAGGCAGGAUUUGUGAAACGUCAAGCAGGACCCAUAGAGAAGAAGGAAGCUCUUCAGUUAGUGCUGGCACAUAUACAUUUGGAAAUAUGGAAGAGUUCCCUCCUCCUCCUCCACCUGACUUAAUGCACUUCCCAACAGAGCCUUCCGCUUCUCCCGAACUAGCAAUGUAUUCAACAAAGAUUUCAGCCCCCAAAGAUCAGUAUUCAAAGCAGAAGAACCUCUCUGAAUUGAAACGCUUGUAUAAGCACAUCCAUCCUGAAGUCAGGAAACAUCUGGAACAGGAUUACUUUAGUGAAGUUACAGAAAUGGAGACAAACCAUGUUGACACCAAGGAAGAGAGGGGAGGAGACGUUCAACAGGUCCGGUAUGUUUUCGAAAAUAGUGGAUCAAGUCCUAAUAAAUGUAUGAGUCCAGAGCGGGAGUAUCUGGAAUGGGAUGAAAUUUUAAAAGGUGAGGUGCAGUCAAUGCGCUGGAUGUUUGAAAAUCAGCCGCUGGAUUCUAUCAAGGAUGAAUCUCCAGAUCAGAGCAAUGAAAAAAGCAUCUCCCAGACAGAAGUCAUUGCUGGAGGUGAUGUAAAAUACACUGCAUGGAUGUUUGAAACACAACCAAUGGAUGCUCUAGGUUCUGACUCUCCAGACUCUACUGAACACACAGCUGGCGUCCCUGAACUAGCCAGGGGAGAUGUUCGCACAGCAACCUGGCUUUUUGAAACUCAGCCAAUGGAUUCGUUGAACAAGAUUUACCAAGAGGAAGAUCAGGCCACAGAGAUGCAAACCAUGAAAGACAUAACCGGAGGAGAUGUGAAAACCACAAAGUUUCUGUUUGAAACUCAGAAUCUGGAUAGCAUAGGACACACCGACAUUGUUGAUGAAAGCAACUUCUUGCAGCUGAAGUCUGAGCUUGAGCAAAUUAACGGAGAUGUUAGAACAACGACAAAACUUUUCGAAACUCAACCUUUAUAUGUCAUUAAGGGCACCACAGGAGAAAUGUUAGAGAUAAAAACGGUGAGACGAGAAGAAACUGAAAGAGGUGAUGUCAAAACCUCACGCUGGCUGUUUGAAACGCAACCACUUGACAUGAUCAACAAGGAUGCCUCUCAAAUUAAAGUAGUCUGUGGAGUGUCUAUUGCUGACAAUAUUCAGGGGGGUGUAAACAAGGGCAGGUGGUUAUUUGAAACUCGGCCUCUGGAUACCAUAAACGAAGAGUCUGAACAAUCAGUUUUUCAAAAGGAGGACAUAAUUGGAGCCGACGUUCGCAAGCAGUGCUGGAUAUUUGAAACGCAACCCAUGGACAUUUUGAAGGAUUCCUCCAAUGCAAGACCAUUACCUCCUGAAGAAAUCCUCGGUGGAGAUGUCCACAAAGCACGAUAUUUGUUUGAGAAUGUCCCCAUGGACGCCUUAAAAGAGCGUGAUGAAGUGGGAAAGCUUCAAAAAGUUGUCACUUCUGAAGAAGAAAAGGGAGAUGUUAGGCAUCAAAAGUGGAUUUUUGAAAGCCAUCCUCUUGAAGAUAUCAGGGAGGAGAAGAAGGAGUACAUAAGAACUGUAAAGCUGGAAGAACUGGAUAAAGGAGAUGUCAGGAACUGCAAAGAACUUUUCGAAACCAUGGAAUUAACCACCUGUGAUGAAUCUCAGAAAAUACAAGUGGAAGGAGUGACCAGGGGUGCUGUGAAGUCUAAUAAAGUUUUGUUUGAGUCCACUCCACUUUAUGCUAUCCAAGAUAGUUCUGGACAGUAUCAUGAGGUGAAGACCGUAAGAAGAGAAGAAAUAGUAAAAGGUGACGUAAGGAGUUGCAAGUGGAUGUUUGAAACGCGCCCCAUUGAUCAGUUUGACGAAAGCAUGCAGAAGUUCCAGAUAAUUAAGGGGAUCUCCAAAGAAGAAAUUGUAUCCGGUGAUGUUACAACAGCCAAGUGGCUCUUUGAAACCCAAUCCCUUGAUGCCAUUAAGCAUUUCAAUAAUGAUGUUGACGGGGAAAGUGUAGUCCAAAACAGCUCGGAUAUUGUGAAAGGAGAUGUAAAGACAUGCAGGUGGCUCUUUGAAACCCAGCCAAUGGAUGCUCUUUAUGAAAAAGCGGAGUCGAAAAGUGAAACAGAAGUCAUUCAAAAAGGAGAUGUUAAAACUUGUACUUGGCUGUUUGAAACACAGGCCCUUGAUACUCUCAAAGACGAGUCGGAUGGUGUUCUACAGACUCAUACCGUUAAUCAGGACGAUAUUCAAGGAAGUGAUGUUCGAAUGGUACGCUUUCUUUUCGAGACUGAAAACCUCGAAAAUAUAAAGGGAGAGGAGGGUAAAGGGUUUAAGAAAGUGACCCAAAUCGACGUUGAAUCUGGAGAUGUUUCUAGGAUGAAAUUCAUCUUUGAGAAUCAGAUGUCAGACAUAGUCAGUUCCACUUCAGAAGAAAUGAUGAAAAGGCUGAAAGCUACACAAGCAGAAGAUAUUCAGAAAGGAAAUGUUAUAAACUGUACUUGGCUUUUUGAAAAUCAGCCCAUUGAUACCAUUAAUGAAAGUCCUGAAAAAUCCGAAAAUACCCGUACCGUCCUGGAUGUACAGGGAGGAAAUGUUAACCAAGGCCGCUUUAUUUUCGAGACGUUUUCUCUCGAUCAGAUUCACGCCGACUCCUCCUCAGAAGAAAAGAAUGUUCAGAAAAUUAGCCGAGAAGAGAUUGAAAAGGGCGACGUGAGAAACUACACAAUGCUCUUUGAAUCCCAGCCUCUCUAUGCCAUUCGAGACCGAGAGGGUUAUUUCCAUGAAGUUACCACUGUUAGAAAAGAGGAAAUUAUAAGCGGAGAUGUUGUGGGAGCAAGAUGGUUAUUUGAAACAAAACCUCUUGAUUCGAUAAGAGAUACCGAUGAGGUCUACAUCAUUAAAGCAGUUACUGAGGAAGACAUCCAGAAGGGAGAUGUUAGCUCUGCCAGGUGGAGAUUUGAAACACAGCCACUUGAUAAAAUUUCCGAAGAUAUGAAAGUAUCGGUUCGGACAGUUGAGGACGUUCAGGGUGGUGAUGUGAAAGCCAACAAGCAGCUCUUUGAAUCUGAGGGCAUGAACCAAAUGUCCAUCAGGACAGUAAGUGUUAGUGAAAUUCAGAAAGGGGAUGUUAGAACUGCCACCUGGUUGUUUGAGACGCACACCAUGGAUGAGAUCCAAGAGCAAGUGUCCGACUACAGUGAGAUGAAGACCGUGACAAAGGAAGAUGUCCAAAAAGGAGAUGUCAAGCAGUCAGUCUGGCUGUUCGAAAAGCAACCCCUCGACAGUAUAAAUGUAUCAGACGAAAGUGAGGAGGUGGGCAGACGUGAAGAAAUCCCACAAGCUGAUGUGAAAACAACAACGUGGCUUUUCGAAACAACCCCCUUCCACGAAUUUAAUGAAAGUAUCCUUGAGAAACCAGAAAUCAUCGGAAAAAGCAUUAAAGAAACACUUCAGGAGCUGUACUGCCGCAAAGUGGUAGAUUCCCACGGGAUACUGAUUGAAGCAGAUGAAAUUGGAGACGUCAGAAUGGCCAAGUUCAAACUUCUGAAUCAGGAAGUCCCAGAGAUUCAAAGAGAAGAAAUCAUAAAGGGGGACUUGCAAAAGAUAAUGAUGAACCUACUCCGCACAGAAGAGAAACUGGGAAGUGGGAUCGUAAUUGAUGAAGAAGAAAAAGGUGAUGUUCACAAAACUGUAUCCCAAUUGCUAAACAGAAGAGAUGAGGUCAGCGUGGAACAGAGGGAGGUAGUGAAAGGUGAUAUACAAGAGGCAAUUAAAAACCUCUUGAAAGAAGACAGCACAACUAAACGGGGAAUUCUCAUUCAGGAGGAUGAAAUGGGGGACGUCCGAAUGACCAUAUACUCUUUGCUAAACAAGACAGAGAAAGUGGAUAUAAAAACGGACGACAUAGUGAGAGGAGACGUUAAAGGUGCAAUCCAUAACCUUCUGUCCUCGCCAUACAGUCCAGAACUUCCACGAAGGAUUAAAGUGGAUGAGGAGGAGAGAGGCAAUGUAAGCUUCUACACAACAUGUAUUGAAUCUGGAGCUCUCGAUUACCUAAAACUGCUUCAGGGAGAAUCUAAAGAAACAACCACAGAGAAGAAGGAAGAGGAGGAAGAAGAAAUUAUUGCUGGAGAUGUUGAAAAGACAAAACGACUCCUUAGGAGAAAGCAAGUUCAAUUUGAACGUACUGUUGCAGAAGAGGACAUUCUACCAGGUGAUGUUCACAACACGGUCAAGGUCUUCAUGACAGAACCAGAGAACUCCUUUACAAAUCUGCAAAGGGAAGACAUUGUCAGGGGAGACUUAAAGGCAACCAUGGAGUCUCUAAGCCAGGCUGUUAAUCAAUCCAUUGCUGUAGAAAAAGAGGAGGUUGUUAAAGGGGACAUAACAGCAACAUUGAAAUCCCUACAGGAAGCAAAGCACCAAGCUAAAGACACUGAGAAGCCCGAGGUAAUUCCAGGAAAUAUUAAAGGUGCCAUGAAAUCUCUGGAAAAUUCAGUCAAUACAAAAGGAGAAUGUGCGACUGAAGAACUUGUCUGUGGAGACAUAAAAGAAACAUUAAAAUCUCUGGAAGAAGCAAAGCGGGUCAUUAAAGAAUUUAAUAAAGAAGAAGUCAUAAAGGGGGAUAUUCAAGCUGCAAAGCUAAACCUGUUGGAGGCGUCAUCAGAAAAGAAAGCACUGCAGUCAGAAAUAAGCGAGCAAGGGGAUGUGAAAGGCACUAUCCAAAUGCUCCAGCAACAAAUGCAACAAAAUGCAAAUCCAAAGCGAGGUGGUCAGAAAGCUGUAAAAUCCCUCUACGAUAUACAAGAGCCGACUCUUUUGGAAGAGGAUGAGGUACUUAAGAGAGAGACCCAACAUACGGUAAUGAAAGUCGUCAAAGAAAAGGUGGAUAUGAAGGAAAAUGUCAAAGGUGCCCCAGUAACUCCAUUAUGCACACAGCAAGAUGCUCAGCAGCAUUCUGUUGAGAGUGAGUAUGAGCAGCUGAGAAUGACGACCCUUCCUACUGGUAAAAAUCCAAUUCGGAAAACUGAAACCGAUGCAGACAAGGGGCUUCAGAGGUUUACCAGAGGUGGUAAAUCUACCGUCGCUAACAUCUCAGUACAAAGGAAAGAGUUAGCAGCGGGACCUUCCACCCAAGCCAAAGCAGAAAUAAUACACAAGGCAGAAACUUCAAUGGAUAGUAUCUCAGGCCAACAGACACUCAAAGCAAAGUCUACCCUACAAACAGGAUUACCCUUGAGAAUUACACAUGGUAAUCCAGUCGCCAACAUUCCAAAAAUGGAAAUGUCUCAGUCCACCACUCAACAGUCCAAAGUAAUUGAUUUAAAACUUUCUCAAACAACUGUGAAGCAAACGUCUCAUCAGACUGAUUCGGAACGUAUGGACAUCCAAAGGCAGGACUUAUCCCUUAAAGCAAAAGCUGACGCCAAAAUGAAGGCUGCUGUAGCAAAGGAUGUGACCGUGGCAAAGGUGGAAAAAAUGAAAAUGAAACAAGAAGCAAAUUUCCCCCCACCACCGCCACCACCCCCUCCACCUUCUGCACUGCCAGAAGGUGAACUGCCACUGCCACCACCGCCUCCACCGCUACUUGCAAUGGAAUUUGAGCAGCAGUCUUUUCCUCCUCCACCACCAUCCGCGUUAAAAUCUGACACUGAAGGCUUUCCCUUGCCUCCUCCGUCAACAGAAGCAGAAAAGGAUAAAGUUGGAAAGGUCCCACAACUGCCUCCUGCCCCACUUAAUCCAAUAAUCAAGAAGAAAUUCAGUCAAGAACCUCUACCACCACCACCUCCACCACCAACACCACAGGAAUUAAAUCCAAGGAGAAUCCCUGUUAAGCCUGUGAAAGGACCUUCGCUGCACAUAGUUUCUAAAACUGAUACUAAGAAGGAACAAGAACAAGUAAAGAACACAUUGGAGAAACAAGAAAUUAUACUACAGCCAAAACCAGAUCCUAUAAAAAUACCACAGAAACCAGCGGACGUCCACUCAUCUGGAAAAGAACAGGUUGAGGGGAGUAUCACCAAAAAGCAGGAAACUUUGAAAACUUCACAGAAAUCUUCUGAAAAUGUUCUUCCCAAGAUGGCACAAAUGGAGCCUCAGCGCCCACAAGUAAAGAAGGUCUUUAUACCGCCAGUCAAGCUCCCUUCACCUGUUCCAGAGGUCUCAGCUGUCGCACCAAAACCGUAUGUGAGAAAAUUCAAAACACCUCUUAUGAUUGCAGAGGAGAAAUAUCGCAAGCAAAGGGAAGAGAUUGAAAAAAUCAAAGGUGUUAAAUCAUCCCAGGGCUUGAUGAGUCAAGAGGAAACCGAAUUGGAAAUAGAAGUGCCAGCAGCAAGCAAAGAGCAACCUAGCAGUCAACCAAUAACCACUAAGGAGUCUGUACCAUGCGAGGAAAGUAAGAAUGAAGUCAUGGCCAUCAAAGCGGAUGCUGUUUCAGUCUCCUCCAUGACUGCUGCUCUUCCAUCCACUCAGCAAAAAAACACUGGUGUCUUUUUGACUGAAAAUGUUCAAUCUCACAGCAGUGAAGUGCUUGCAACAUCUAUAGGCACAACGUCUGAGCAGCGGGAAUUUUCAGUAAAAACAAGUGUAGACAGGAAAGUUGUGGUUCAAGGAAGCACAAACACGCAACAGAGUGCAGUUUCGUUGAAGAGUGAGAAGGAAGAGCCCGCCAAGAUAUCUUCUCUUCCCUCAAGGAUUCCCAAAGUUACUCCAAGCUUUAAAGUAAGAACCAUAAAAAUUCAAAAGAGUGAAGAACCCAAGAGCCAAGUCACCCAUGACAAAAUCAAAGAAGAAUCUGAGCAAAAAAUCUUGCAGGCAGACCAACAUCACAAGGUCACAAUGUCUAAUGUAAAGAAUGUCCAUGGAGAAGUAAGUGUCACUUCAACCACCAAGCACAUGACACACUCUGAAACAAAAGUACAAAAUGAGGAAACUAGCAAAAUCACCAAUCAAAAUGUGAGAAUGAAUGUGCAUGUACGAGACCGCUCCCCACCCAAAAAGAUCCCCAUAAAGAAAAAGCCUGAUCAAGGAAUUCGAGAUAGUGAAGAUGCCAAGAUCAAAAUACUGACUGGUGAAGCAAAGCCAUCUACAGCUGGACAUUCAACCCAAGUGGCCGAACAAACUGAAAAGCAACUGUUGUCUAAAAUUAGUAAAAAGGAGCAUGUUCGCUCUCAGGAAACCAAACCACCAGCUCCUGUGCCUCCAAAAACAGUCAAGGUGGAGGAAGCAGCCAUGCAGAAGACAACGCUCAAGAAGCUGCAAGACGAACAGGUUCACCUUCAUGAGCGGAAACAAACUAUGAAUACUCAAAAUGUAGUCAAGUGUGAUAUACAACAAGAGGAGAAAAUUCAGAGCAUCUCCCCAGACAUUCCGAAAGGUGACUGGCAAAAAGGGGUCCGCAAAAAACCAACAGGUGAAGCUCCACCGACUUGUCACGACGAAUCCAAGCCUGUAGUAGAUCUUGUGGAUUUUAUGAGAAAGCGUGAAGAAAUCAAUCAGAUCUUGUUUCAAAUCAAAGAGCUGGAGAAAAAUACUGGAAAAACAUAUGUGAGCUCAGCAAGAAUACUGCUUGCUAAAAUUCCCGGUUGGUUUAUAGAACAGGAAGAAAAAAAGCACUUGGUAAGAGUUGGAAGUGAGGACAACUUGGAAAAACUAAAGGAAGCAAUUGAAAGUAUUACCAAACAAGGUUUUGAAAAGCUGGCACAUUUUGAUAAUACUAUACAUCAGUCAAUCCAGUCUGUAAGUAUUAAACACGAAAAGCCAAUGGCAUGUAAGGAAACACCACUCGCAUCUAAAAUACCAGUAAAUAUUAGUUCUUCCAAACGAGAGUCUCACAGUAAAUCUGAAGUGGUGGAAGAAAAGACAGUGUGGCAUGAAAGCAGAAAGCAGGAGUUCUCUCAAGUUAAAACGAUUGACCAACGAAUUCCCUCCCCUUUGAUCAAAAUGCGCUCACCAUCCCCAACUUACAUUACAAUCGAGUCCACUGCCCGAAGAACGCAGUCUCCUCAAACAGUUGACUCCUCAACUCCCCCUCCACCCUUAAUGCAAAGACCUCCCACACCACCGGCGCCUCCUCUACGGAGAUCUGAUACCCCGACUUCGAGAUUAAGCCGAGCAUCUGCAACUCCUUCCCCGCCAAUGGCUCGAGCUGAAAAACUCGCAAAGCUAAAAGACACAACAGCAAAGCUCUCUCAUGGCGUAUCGCAGACUCAGUUGUCAUCACCUGUGCAAGUUUCAGAGAAAAAAUCGGAGAUCGUAGCAUCUCCUGCGUCCCUGCGUCGGCAGCUGAAAAUUGAAACUCAUGUUGGUGAAAUGACCACCAGUGUUUCCUCUGACUCUCAGCUUAUGGCUGGCAUCGUAAAAGACAUGAAGGAAUUUUAUGAAGAAGCAAGAAAAGCUGAAGAUCACAAAGUCUACACACGAAAGGACCCUAUUGACAUUCCAGAGCGUUUAGGUCCAGAUAUAGAAGACUCUGAUCGUGAGGUAGAAAAAGACGACUUACCAAGAGUGGACUUGUCAGAACUUCUCCAUCGGUUUGAAGCUGCCACUGAAAAGACUUUUGUACGAAAAGAUCCCAUUACAACUGGUGACAAACUUGGAAAUGACCAUAAAGACGAGUCUAGCAGAGGAGACGUCCAAACAUCAGACAUGCCGCCUUUAGACUUUAAGGCUAUUAAGACGGUCUUUGAAAAUGCAGAGCGAAGUGCUAAUGUUAAGGAGGAGAGACACACAUCCAGUAAAAGACCUCCUUCACGAGAAAUUGAAAUCAGAGUAGAUCAUGGUAAACAACACACUGGCACAAAGCCCCCUGAGACAAAAGUGCAGCCGGAAAUCUCAACCGACACUAAAACCACGAGUGAAGUGUUUUCAGGUGCAUCCAAGCAUUUUUGGAGCAUGAAGACCAGACAUCCACCUCCAACCUAUGCAGACGUUGUCAAAGGAAACAUACCAGUGCUAGAUGUUUCCGCCGAUGUGUCAACAGAGGAGCUGCUAAAGAACUUCCAGAAGACCUGGCAGGAGAGUGAGAGGGUAUUCAAAAGUCUUGGGUACAAAGUGUCAGAAUCAGAAGAAGUGGCAGCCCAUGCUUCCCGUCAGCAACAGCACAUGGAAAAUACAAGUUCUGGAGCUGGAGAUGUGCGUGGUCUGUCAAAAGAAGGUGUACCCGAUGGAGUGCUUAAUCGCAGACAAGCAAACCUUCCAUAAGUCUUGUUUCCGUUGCCAAUACUGCAAUAGUCAGUUAAGCCUAGGGAAUUACGCCUCUCUCCAUGGACAAAUGUACUGCAAACCUCAUUUUAAACAACUUUUCAAGUCCAAAGGCAAUUAUGAUGAAGGAUUUGGACACAAACCAUACAAAGAUACCUGGAGUCAUAAAAACCUGAACACCACCAGUGAACAUAACAGUGUAAAU
This is a messenger RNA of Erpetoichthys calabaricus (reedfish), 10688 nucleotides long. Its product is annotated as xin actin-binding repeat-containing protein 2-like. Lineage: Eukaryota; Metazoa; Chordata; Cladistia; Polypteriformes; Polypteridae. Gene Ontology annotation, molecular function: actin filament binding. Gene Ontology annotation, cellular component: focal adhesion; stress fiber. The record is from RefSeq and is a predicted model, not a curated record. Gene Ontology annotation, biological process: actin cytoskeleton organization; actin filament organization.